Messenger RNA from Geodia barretti, 2468 nucleotides. The record is from the annotation of a GenBank genome assembly. NCBI's taxonomy places the organism in Eukaryota, Metazoa, Porifera, Demospongiae, Tetractinellida, Geodiidae.
AUGGUCGCUCUCCUGGUGUUUGUUGCUCUUGUACUGUCAUCGUCUCUUGCACGGCAACCUCAGUAUGAAGUGCUGGUUAUCCUCCCAGAUGCAAGGGUUUCUGAAUGGAGUGUGGAAAGUGGGGACCUACAGCAUGCUGUAGAGCUGGCACAACAGAGUGUGUACAGUCUAUCAUUCCCGUUUGAUUUUACUGUGAAGACUCUGGAAGUGGAUUCCUCUUCUGUAUCACUGGCUCAGCUAGUACAUGAGCUAAUACACAAUGAGGGGAGACUAACAGUGGCUGUUGUGGGGUUCUUCUGUAAGAGGACAUUGCAAGAGUUGGAACUGAUUGGAGUUGGCGGUCGAGAGCAUCUGGGACUGGUUCAGAUAUCAGUCAACACGUUCCUACCAGUGACUGGAGGGAGCUCGCGACCGUACUACUAUCAGAUGUUCCCUUCCAGUCUGGCCUAUGCUGAGGCUCUGACUCAGCUCAUGCAACAUGUGGGCUGGACUAGGGUUGGAGUUGCCUUCACCGAACAUCAGGACAGCUACUAUUAUGAGAUUUAUCAACAGGUGAUAGGAGCUUUGAAUAAGCAUGGGCAUGAUGAUUCGAUUUUCAAAGUAACGAACGACAUUGAAGCACUCAGAGAACACAGUGUAAUGCAAGCAAUUCGAUCAAUACAUGUGUCAGGAGUGAAGAUAGUCUAUGUUCUUCUCCCUCCACUGGAAACUGUAAUGUUGAUAUGUAGAGCAUAUGAUUAUGGUCUAAGAUGGCCGGAGUAUGGCUGGAUUGUUCCUGACAUUAACCUAGCAAACGUUAGUCUUGAAAGAGGAGUAAUCUGUGAUUCAAACGCAUUUCACGGCAUCAUAUACUUCCGGACUGUCCUUAGUCACAAUGCCACAAGAUUGAAAGAGGUUUCUUCUCAAGUUCAGAUUCCAUUAGAAACAUCUCUUCGAAAUUCAAACAUUUACACCAGGGCAAUUUAUGACUCCAUCUUGGCUACUGCUUUCUCUUUGAAUAUCACAUUCUCUCAAGUAAAAGACUUUCUUAAUAGCGGAGAGAGCAAAAACAGUUUUCAUUUGCAAAGCUACAGAAACAGAGCUCAGCGACGUGUCUCUCAUAUGAUAGGAGAGGUCCUGAGCAGUGGAGUCAGUUUUAUGGGAGCUUUGGGAAAAACAACUUUCAACAGGAGUAAUGGACCUGUAGUUGAAACAAAUAUCUCCAUCUUUCAAGCGAUUCAUGGGAAAAGUUCAAAAAUCGGAGCUUACAAUCCGAUGUCAAACACAUCACAUUACGUAGUGCCUAAAGCACCAAUCCCAAGUGAUAAACUGGCCAGGAUAUACUCUCGACUCCCAGUUUCUUUAGAAGGGCUACUCACUACGUGCAUGGCCAUCUGUUUUCUCAUAGCUGUGGUCAACCUUACCCUGUACAUGUACUACAGAAAUACUCCUGAAAUCAAGUCAUCCAGUUUCAGACUCUCCAUGGUGAUCCACGUCAGCAGCAUCAUCAUGAUGAUCGGAGGCCAGUUUUACAUCUCGAUAAGUGCCGUUGCUAUCGAUAAGUCUUACGGUAAGGUGGUCUGCACUCUUCUCAACUGGCUCAUAUAUCCGUGGGGAGACAUCAUUCUCGCCACACUCUUGGUGAAAAUAUCACGGAUUAAAUACAUAUUCAGCCACUCCCAGGGGAAAAUCAACAUGAAGCUCUGUUCCGACACUACCCUACUCCUUGUCAUAGCUUUCGUAUUUGCAGGGAAAGUGCUAAUUCUCUCACUAUGGACCUCUCUGGAUGUAUUUACUAACACAGACGUAGAGAUCUACCACCCUGAAGCUAAACCGCCGUACUACGAAGUGGAGCAACAUUGCCUCUCGCGUUACUACUUUCUAUGGCUCUGUACCUCACUCGGCUACACUGCCAUACUCGGAGCCGUCCUGGGCUGUGCGGUGUUCAGGGCGAGAAAGAUCAGACACAAGGACUUCAACGAUACAAAAAAGAUCAAUAUGACUGUAGUGGUGUGUUUUGUGACUGUAGGAAUCGUGGUACCCAUGUGGUGGACUUUUCGAGCGGCGGGAAACACCAAUGCCAGCACAACUCUCCUUGCCUUGCUGUACAUGAUUCUACCCAUGUCUUGCCAGACCUGCCUCUUCUUGCCAAAGACAAUCCCACCAUUGAUGAGGAGCAUUUCGGCUAGCAAUGUGCUGAAGGAAUCUGGAGGGAACUUUCCCCAAGUGAAAAGGCGAUUAUCUGAACGAUUUAUUUCAUCACAAGUUUCUCAGAUGCGAUUCUCAAAUCCAAGUAAUACAACUAGUAUGUCGAUGAGUACCUCAUAAAAUUGACUGCAGGUGGUUUCAUAAUCAUUGUUAGUUACUAGAGUGAGCAUGUUGUUUGUGCGUGUGUUAGAACGAGACUCUUUCAUUCAGUUUUCUGUUUGCUGGGGGCACUUGCUGAACGUUCCUGUUUGUGUUUUUAGUUCAGUGAAUCAAUGUUUUUA